GUGCAAUUUUCUUAGCAACCCUCAGCACCAUCUCUCUUAACAUCCUCGUAAUAAUCAUUACGAUUCUCAUGUACACCAUCGCCCUCACAACCAUCACCCUGAUUGUUAUCAUUCACAUCAAGCUCGAGAAUUCAUUUUCUGGCAGUAAUGGGUCGGAUUCUCCAGACCUAGGUGGCUCACAGCAAAAUGAUCCCGGAGACCAAGAUAAUUCAAGAGGCCCGAAUGGUCCUAGAGGUCCUCGGAGGCCACGAGGAGGGGGCCCACGAGAUUCAGAAGGUCCACGUACGCCAUCAAUGCCAGGGGAAGCUUCAAUGGGACUGUCAGGGAACUCAGGUGGUGUGCUAAGCCCGUCCAUAGACCGUUCAGGCAAAUACCCAAAAGAUCAACCAAUGUUGGCACUUCGUGCCAGCAUUGCACCACACAUACACUUAUUAUGCAGGGGUCAGAUCGGGACCUCGAGAAAGAGGUUGGGCUCCGUCAGAGAGCCGGCGCGGAUGGCCGCGUUUGCCUUGGCCACCAUGAGGUCUUGUCGGGUCGUGGCUAAGAGCUGCUUCAGGCUCGGACAGGUGCUUUUACGGCUGUGAGCAGGCAACAAGCGGUCUUGUGUGACAGCUACUUGAUAGUAAUACCCUUAACAGGCGUAAUACUACUGCCUAAAGGGUAGUUCUAAAGCUUGUGCUAAGAUAGCGUAUUAGGGA
Messenger RNA from Colletotrichum navitas, 698 nucleotides. RefSeq lists its product as uncharacterized. NCBI's taxonomy places the organism in Eukaryota, Fungi, Ascomycota, Sordariomycetes, Glomerellales, Glomerellaceae. The coding region runs from base 69 to 584 and encodes 171 amino acids. The transcript has 3 exons. The record is from RefSeq and is a predicted model, not a curated record.